AUGGCGAAGACACUGAUUCGUUCUUUAGAGCAAAGUGACGUUGUGAGUUUGAAAUUUCGACAAGCCUCUUCUCAGCUGCUCACUGAUUUUCUAAUUAAUUUCAACAAAAGAAACAAAGACAACCUCAACAGUUUAUCAAAAUAUAGCGGCAGCUUCAAGCGUAAAAGGCUCAUCGAGUACAUCCUCCUGAUAACUCGAGAACUGAGACUUGACCCACUGGCUGGAUACCACGCUAUUGAAUUACUUCAAAGGUUCAUGAUCGAGCACCUUACAGAUUUGCUCACCACACCCACACCUCCAGGUGCGACUGCUGAACAGCCACGAAGUUACGAGGACGCUAUUUUUGACAAGCUCAAAGACAAAUUCCCCCUCAUCGUCUUCUCCUGCGUGCAGCUUGCAAGCAAACUGUCUUUGUACAGUCGUAUGAUUGACAACAAUGCUGCGGUGCGCUUUCUGCACUCGGUCGGCCACAGUGUUUCCAAACAGGCUGUCCUGGAGUCAGAGCUGAUGGUCUUGAAAGGCCUUGAAUUUAAACUAAACGUCCCGAACCCGCUAACUUUUGUGGAGAUGCUUCUGGAGGUGCUUGGACACAAUGAGCCGUCCAUCCCUGUGGAUCGCCUUUAUCACCUGUGCCAACAUGUUCUCCAGUUCAUCAGUCUGCAGAGGACGGCCAUCUUUGACGCCUUGUUAAUGACUACCACUCGGUGUGUCACGCCAUCCAGGGAACUGAGAGAGAAGUUUGUGACAGUGACAGAAGACUGCAUGCUUCUCGGGGUCGGUGUCAUCGCUGUGGCGACAUUCAUUCUCCAUUUCAGAAAAUGGAAGCAGGUAGUCGGAGAACUGACCCACAUCACUGGAAUCUCAAGGAGGUGCAUCAGUGACUUCGCUCAUGUGACGCUGGUGCACAUUGUUGGUACCAGUUUCCCUCAACUGUAACUUUAGUCUCAUUAACUAAUCCGCUACCCCCUACCUAAAG
Messenger RNA from Stegastes partitus (bicolor damselfish), 976 nucleotides. It is a transcript of the gene cntd1, whose product is annotated as cyclin N-terminal domain containing 1. NCBI's taxonomy places the organism in Eukaryota, Metazoa, Chordata, Actinopteri, Pomacentridae. Gene Ontology annotation, biological process: reciprocal meiotic recombination. The coding region runs from base 1 to 936 and encodes 311 amino acids. The record is from RefSeq and is a predicted model, not a curated record. Gene Ontology annotation, cellular component: site of double-strand break. The transcript is spliced from 7 exons.